Messenger RNA from Hypoxylon trugodes, 4741 nucleotides. RefSeq names its product MAP kinase. The coding region runs from base 281 to 4369 and encodes 1362 amino acids. Gene Ontology annotation, cellular component: cytoplasm. NCBI's taxonomy places the organism in Eukaryota, Fungi, Ascomycota, Sordariomycetes, Xylariales, Hypoxylaceae. The transcript has 2 exons. The record is from RefSeq and is a predicted model, not a curated record. Gene Ontology annotation, biological process: protein phosphorylation; stress-activated MAPK cascade. Gene Ontology annotation, molecular function: MAP kinase kinase kinase activity; ATP binding.
CACUUCGCGGAUCCAAGGGCUUUUCCUCAUGGAUUACCCCGGCCCGGUCCAUCGUGAAUAGCUAACUUGCUUGGCGACCUUCUCUAGCAGCGACUAACGAAGCCCCGAACUUAUCGUCGCUCUUCUUGAUUCCUACCCAUCGAAUCUACCUAGCUUAAACCAUUUUUUGCAACUUUGGUCUCGUAUGGCCUAAAGUGCAAAUUAACCCGGAUGACACACUAACCACUCUUUUUGAGUCUCUGGAUCGAAUUCCAGCGAGUGUCAUUCCUUAUAUUUCGACAUGUCUGCCGAAACAUCGCCGCGCGCCGUUCGAUUUUCCCAGAGCGAAGUUGAUCUGGCUCAAGAUAAGGUCAAAAUCCCACGACCCAUAGCCAUAUCCACCGAUUCCGAUGGCUCGGGUUCAUCUGAGGACUAUACACCCGAUCCGCAUGAGCUCGAGCGCCAGGACGAGUUAGGAUCACUUCCCCCAUACGGAGAUGGCAGUCUCUCGAGUUCCAUAUCCUCUAUGGCUCCAAACUCAGUCGCCAACAAUGCCGGUAGACAACGAGGUUCUACUAGCGAAGGGACCGCCAACAAUACUACGAAUGGUGUAGGCGGUCGCCAGCAGCAAAGACCUCAUGUUACGCGAACUCCAUCGAGCACCUAUGCCCCGCAAAGGGGUCCACCUCCUCAACCGCCCUCUUUUAUUUCUACCUCAACACGAUCCGGUUCCCGCCGACGAGACCCCGCCGAUAAGUUUCGCGAUCAAGAACCUGCUUACCUGCGCAUGAUGCGCCAAGAUCGACCGCCGAACGGAUACUUCGACCCUUACACUCCCAGUAUAGACUAUUCCGAUGAAGAAUCAGAGGGCGAAACCCCUUCAUCAGAAGGGGUUUUCGAUGACCGAUUCCCUAAUGAUGAGACUAUUAUGUUCCAGAACCUAAUCGACGACACACAACCGACCGAAGAAGAUAUCAAAGACCCCGUCAAUCGCGAACGGUUAGAAUGGCACGGCAUGCUAGCGGCUGUUUUGACCGGGGACGUUGUUAAACAAGAGAAGAAGCGACUUAUCGGCACAUCAGAAUUACAAGUUGGGAAGUCCACCUACAAAGGUGAUCUAUGGCUAGGAGUCAGGUCAAAAACAACAGGCCGGUCCCUUGCCGUCCAAAGAAGGAUUGUCGAACAGAAACGGGAGAACCUCGACCGAAUCAUCGACGAAAUUAUACGAUUCGAGGUACAAGGCGAAACUGCAGCGGGUAAACCCGCCCUCGAGCAAGUUCGGGAUAUUGUCAACAAAAUUGGGGUAUGCGAGAGCCUAUAUCCUUCGUGGCAGGCAUUAGGAGCUGCGCAUCAGCAAGCCACCUCGCAAUCAUUCCAAGAAGCUUACGAUUCCGUUAUGUCAUGGUACAAUACCAAUGAAAUGAUUAACACCGAGCUAUCGAUCCUUAAGAAGUGGGUUGGCAAUGACGACCUAGAUUUCCAGAGGACGAAGCAGAGAUCACCGAGUACCAAUGGUUUAAGCGAUGAGACGUCUUUCUUGGACCGCCUUUUGAAGGAAGAUGGCUUAAGGUCGCUACAUGAAGAUGACGAAACUGCGACGCAGGAGUACGCACUCAAGACCAAGUCACUCAUUCGAAGGAGUAUGCUAACGCCGAUCUCAACGACAAUCGCCAAGGCUAAGGAGACUCUAAUCAUGAAUUCCUCGGCUUUUCAUAAACGGCAUCUUCCCCCGUAUAUCGAGGAAAUACUUACGCUUAUUAGCUUUCCGUCGCGGCUGAUUGAAGAAAUCAUCAAGGUCAGGGUUGCUUAUGCGAGGAAGAUGAAAGAGACUACUCAGCAAACACCCAUCCUUCAAGAUCAAAUGAUCUCGCAAUUUGAGAUCCUGUUAAAGCUUGCUAUUCGAAUCAAACAAGAGAAUCUCACGGUUUCCCAGCCUCAGCCUGGGUGGAACCUACCACCAUGUAUCGAUGAGUCGUUUGAUCAGGUUGUACUCGAUGCUUUGAAGUACUACUUCAAGAUGUUGAACUGGAAGCUGAGCCGGAACAAGAACACAUUCAAGGAGGCCGAAGUCCUGUUUCAAGAAUGGGAUUUUGCCAACGAAAUCGGCCGGCAUCUCGUUGGAGGUGACAUCGAAGUCGCCGAACAAUUCAGCAACCUCACAUACAAAGCUCUCAAUCGCCUUAGUCAGACGUUUGAGCGCGAGCUUCAGAGGAAACCUAAAGAAAGCCCAGAUGAUAUGAGUAAAAGAUAUAUGCAAAUGUUAGAUUCAGUGAGGGUUAGGCAAAGAAUGCUCCAACGGUUCUCGAGAAUGUUAAGUGAGCAUUAUGAAAACGCCUCGGAUAUGAGUAUCGCCCUAGGCGCUGAUGGCCUCAAAUCUCUAUAUGAACGGCUUUCAGUCACUGGCCACUUUUUGGUCGAUGAAGUCGAUGGAAUACAAAUUAUAGCAUCGCCGUCGCUAAUGGGCCGUGACGAUGAGGUUCAGUCGAUUCUGCGGACUUGCUUCCAUGAACAAAUUUCUGAAGACCCUACGGACCCGUACGUACUAAUACUUCGUCCGGAAGCUCCACUGCACUGGUUUGGCAACCGACGUGUUCAGCCUCUCAACAUUGAGUCUACUGACCUCAAGCUUGGCCAAAUGCGUCUCAUUGCGGACGGGUCUCAAGCCCGAUUAUCUAACGCGAGAAAACUCUUCCUAGACACGAUCGAUAUGCAUCUCGAUCUCAUCUUAGAAGCACGAUCGAACCUACACAAGGUCAACACUAGGUUAUUCGAGAUUCGAAAAGUCGGCUUUAAAUUGUCAAACACAUUCAUGGACAGUGUUGAGAUCAUUCGGAAGCAAACGAAAGACUUAGAUUGCCAAGACCUUAUUCAAACUUGUUUCGUCUUCGCGACAGAGUUCGGGCAACGAUCCCUCUUAUACAUGGACAGUAACCGGCGACAAAUGAACAAUAUGAAACUCACAAAGCUUAGUUUGGAUUGGGUUGGUUUUAUAUGUGACGACUGUAAAGUCACUGAUCGCAAGUCCUUCCGUUGGGCGGUGCCCGCAUUGGAAUUUGCAAUGAGCAUGACCAGAGGUCGACAUAUCUUAGGACUCGGCGACGACGAAUAUGCCAAACUACGAGCAAAAGUGUCGGGUUGCAUGUCACUUCUUAUUUCACACUUCGAUAUACUCGGCGCUAAGUCCAACCAAGCCGCCCAAUUAGAGCGGGAGCGAAUUGAAGCUCUCAUCGGAAAGUUCAAGCAAUUCGACAAGAACCGUACGCUUGAUGACGAAGAAGCUACCAAGUACAUCCAAGCGCAACGUCUGCUGCAACUUGGCGAUAUUGACGAUGCACAGAGGCGUAUCGUUGAAGAGAGGCAAGGACUAGGACGGGUAUUGGAGGUUUCCAACGAAGUCGAUCGUUCGUUAGCAUACCUAUCAUCAUCCGCCACUAACGUGACGAUGAGAUGGCAACAAGGGCAUUUUGUCGGCGGCGGCACGUUUGGAAAUGUUUACGCUGCCAUGAAUCUUGAUACCGGCCAUCUCAUGGCGGUUAAAGAAAUCAGAUUACAGGACCCGAAGUUGAUACCUCAAAUCGCAACACAAAUCAAAGACGAAAUGGGUGUCUUGGAGGUUUUAACCCAUCCAAACGUCGUGUCUUACUAUGGCAUCGAAGUUCAUCGUGAUAGGGUUUACAUCUUCAUGGAAUUCUGUUCAGGCGGUUCACUAGCUGCUUUGUUAGAACAUGGCCGUAUCGAGGAUGAGCAAGUUGUUAUGGUCUACGCAUUACAGCUUCUUGAAGGUCUAGCUUACCUGCAUGGAAUGAGCAUUGCUCACCGUGACAUCAAACCAGAGAACAUCCUUCUGGACCAUAAUGGUGUUAUCAAGUACGUUGAUUUUGGUGCCGCCAAGGUUAUCGCACGACAGGGCCGUACUUUAGUUCACGGCGUCGCCGCCACAAAACCCAACAAGUCAAUGACUGGCACGCCCAUGUACAUGUCGCCCGAAGUCAUUAAGGGCGAAAACCCAGGGCGUGCCGGAGCGGUAGAUGUGUGGUCAUUAGGAUGUGUUAUUCUGGAGAUGGUGACUGGUCGUCGACCUUGGUCUAAUCUUGAUAACGAAUGGGCAAUUAUGUACAACAUUGCUCAAGGCAAUCCUCCACAACUUCCAACCACGGACCAGUUAAGUCCGCAGGGUAUUGACUUCUUAAGCAAAUGUUUUAUUAGGGAUCCAAAGAAGAGAGCUAGUGCUGUUGAGCUUCUUCAGCACGAGUGGAUCAUGUGCAUUCGCAACCAAGUUAUCGAGCCGCCAACACCAAGCGAUACUAGCAGCAACUCCGCUCAGAGUACGCCACAUCCUAUUUCAGCGGGAAGCAGAGGAAGUGCGGGAGGGGAGAAUGGCUUUUAUUAGGGAUACUGGCCCCCCGAAGAUAUGCCUUCUGUUCAAGUUACUGAGACGGUGGAGGAUAAUGUAUCGUCAUUUGGCGAGCCCGCGUUGACACCGCCGGCCGAAGAUUAUGCCGGCACAAACCCGAAUAUAUAUCAACUAUCAAACGCGAGCACUCGAUCAACUCCUCCUAUUAAUCUACAAGCCGCGCAAGAGUCCGCAAGGAGAGCUCAGAUCAGAGAAAAUGUUACCAGAGCACGAGCUAGGUCUGAAUCUACCUUACCGACUAACUUGCAGUAUGAUUUUUGGGAAGCAGACUUCGGUCCAAGUUCCUCCAAUAGCGGACCUUAAAACCAUUUGAAGAAGUCUAAGAUGAGGAUGGGAUUUUGCAAAUCC